AUGCUCAAACAAGGUCUAUACCAUCUCCUGGCUUCCCAGCUAUUUGGUGCAUUGGUCCUGGCGAACGGUCGUGUGUCUAUCGAUCAGGCAGAGGAAUAUGGCAGUCAGCGAGAGUGUUCUCAGAACUUGUGUUUCGAGGGCUCACUCGGUAGCAACCGGAUUGGCUCCGAGCUAGGCUGUCAUCCUCCCCUUAUGGAUGACUGUUUCUGUCGCCUGGACUUGCAGGCAUCAGCUACGUCUUUCUUGUCAUCGUGUGUGAACAAAUACUGCGAGAGUAAUACCAUAGACCUAACUCAUGCUAUCAAUAUCUACACGGGAUACUGUGCCAAUGCCGGAUACCCAAGCGGUGGCGCAACCCCAUCUUCAAGCUCAUCCAGACAGACAACGACCGAAAGUAUUGUGUUUAUAUAUCUGAAUUUGCAUAUUCUUCCCCCGAUCCGUUUCAAGUCCCGAGUAACUGAUUGUUAUACUAUCAGAAACCCCAACACAGACCCACACUGUGCCAGUUCGCUCCUCUUCAUGGGAGACACAACCAUCCACCGGCACCAGUAA
Messenger RNA from Trichophyton benhamiae CBS 112371, 552 nucleotides. RefSeq lists its product as uncharacterized. Lineage: Eukaryota; Fungi; Ascomycota; Eurotiomycetes; Onygenales; Arthrodermataceae. The record is from RefSeq and is a predicted model, not a curated record. The transcript has a single exon. Bases 1 to 552 code for a protein of 183 amino acids.